This is a messenger RNA of Chelmon rostratus (copperband butterflyfish), 6434 nucleotides long. RefSeq names its product zinc fingers and homeoboxes protein 2-like. Gene Ontology annotation, cellular component: nucleus. Gene Ontology annotation, biological process: regulation of transcription by RNA polymerase II. NCBI's taxonomy places the organism in Eukaryota, Metazoa, Chordata, Actinopteri, Chaetodontiformes, Chaetodontidae. The coding region runs from base 645 to 3812 and encodes 1055 amino acids. Gene Ontology annotation, molecular function: DNA-binding transcription factor activity, RNA polymerase II-specific; DNA binding. The record is from RefSeq and is a predicted model, not a curated record. The transcript has 5 exons.
UUAGGUUAGCUAUGCUACAAUCUUUACUGUACCCAGCGCUAGCUAUAUGCGCCCCGCACCGCACCACUCUGGAUAUCUGGGAAUAAUCAACUUCCAGGCUGUCGCACCCUGCACCAAGAGACUACACACAGAUUCCACAGGAGAUUACCCAGAGUGCCGCUGGCCUGAGGAUCAUCCAGACGAGGGGAGAGACGAGAGGGAGAGAGAGAGGGACGAGGGGGACACGCCGUGAUUGGAGGAGGAGGUGGAGCCUCAGAAAGCACCUCGCCCCCUCAAGUGAAGCCCCUCCCCUUUGAGGAAGUGCACUCGAGCGCCGCUGCUGUCUGUGAUGCCCUCCCAUGACGCCCAGGUCGGUAGCUGACACUGCCGGUGAGCGGGAGACGCCACUGCACGACCGGUCCUGGGCCAGCGCCUUCAGCCGGUUCUCGCCCUCCCUCUCGCACGCUGGAAACUCCACCUCCACCCGCCUACCAGCAUCCACAGCCAUCAGCUCUGACCCGCCCCAGUGAAGUCCCCUCAAAAAGUGACACGCUGACGUCCUCGGCCAGCACCAGCAGCAGCAGCAGCAGCCAAAAACCACGGUAUCUUCAACGCAAUCAGCGACACCAGCACCACCACUAUCACCACCAGCAGCACCAGCCAUCAUGUCCAGUCGUAGAAAGUCCUCCACGCCCUGCAUGGUCCGGGUCAUCAGCGACCUGCCUGAAGAGCAAGAUGACCCCGAGGAAGUAAUGGACAUGGAAAUACAGGCAGACAACGAUUUGACAGAAAAAGAACAGUCAGAGUCAUUUGAAUCUGCAGAAAAGAGUCAAGACCCCCAGCAGGAGAAUCCAGAGAAUCCAGACCAGCAGACGUUUCCAAAACCAGUGGAAAACCAGAAUCCUGAGCCAUUAGAACAAGAGGAGCAGCUGGGGAAAGGAGACCAACCCCCUGUCAUUGAAGAUGUAGAAGCCAGAGAGGAGAAGGACAGGGAAGGGGCUGAAUCUGACCCAGCAUCCCAGAAAAAGCAGCCCAGAGGCUACGAGUGCAAAUACUGCCCGUUUUCAACGCAGAACCUGAAUGACUUUAAAGAGCACGUGGACUCCAGCCACCCUAACGUCAUUCUGAAUCCGUUGUACCUCUGUGCUGUUUGCAACUUCAACACCAAGAAGUUUGACUCGCUCACAGAGCACAACGAGAGCCACCACCCGGGCGAGACGAACUUCAAGUUCAAGAGGAUAAAAAUGAACAAUCAGACUAUCUUAGAGCAGACAAUCGAAGGCAAGGACAAUUCAGUUGAAUGCGACGUGACAAAUGAACAGGGUGAAAGCAACAGCAGUUCUGUAUUUCCACCUUGCAUAUCUACCACAGUGAAAACCCCAGAAAAUAUCCAGUCCCUCUAUCAAGGGAGCGACCUGAAAAGCCAGCUGGAUGGCCUGAUCCAGAAGGAUCAGAUCACAGCAGUGAACAUCAACGGAACGGUCAUCAUCCCUGAACCCACCAUCCUCCAAGGGCUCUCCCAUGUCACCCCGAUGCUCCAGCGCCCGCCCAACUUUAACUCUGUACCAAAAAUAGCUGUUCCCUUGAACACCACCAAAUAUAACCCUUCUUUAGAUGACAACUUGACGUUGAUCACCUCCUUUAACAAGUUUCCUUACCCGACACAUGCAGAGCUGUCCUGGCUGACGGCUGCCUCCAAACACCCGGAGGAACAGAUUAAAGUCUGGUUUACCACCCAGCGGCUGAAGCAAGGCAUAACCUGGUCCCCAGAGGAGGUGGAAGAAGCCAGGAAAAAGAUGUUCAAUGGCUGUAUCCCUCCUGCUCAUCAUACGUUCACCGUCCUGCCUACGAGCCCCAUCUCCCAGCCAUCUGUAAAAUCCUCCCAGCAGCCCCUUGUCCACACUACAGUCAGGCAUCCAAGUCAUGUACGCACAACUGCGUCCAAUGGGUUAAGUUUAGUCGCCACUACAAACUCUCCUGCUGGAAUUGCCACAGGCUCUAGCCUCACCCUUAAACGAACACACCUUACAACAGUGUUUGGCCCCGAAUCUAAGCGGCCAAUCAUGGCAGUUGCCCCCCAUUCUGGCGACCCUAAAGACAAGGUCCUUAUGGCGCCUCCUCCACCCCCUCCUCCCCAGAAAGACCGUCUCCCAAUGGCUCCACCUCCUGUUCCCAUGGAGAUGAAGAGACCUGUAGCAGUUCCUCUGGUCACCACAGAGAUGAAGAGGUCAUCCGCUACUGUGCCUUUAAUGCCACCGCCAUCAUCAUCACCAUCUUCCUUGUCCAAAGGGAAGAUUUCCUCUACGUUAGGAAACCCCAAAACAAAGCCGGUGGUGUCGCUGCACUCCAUAGUCUUUCCAGAGUCUUUAACGAGGCCAAUGAUAGCUCCUCCACCUAUCUUUGCCCCGCAAUAUAAAAGUACAUUACUUAUUCCUCUAGCUUCGUCCAUCACUUCCAAAGAAAAGCACCCGAAUACCCAUGCUAUGCCAGCUGCUGAUUUGAAGCUGCCAAAUUCCCCUCCACUUAUUACCCCACAGAUUAGGAGGCCAACCAUUAUCCAGUCCAUUCGCGCUCCAGCCAAAGCCUCCUCCCAGAUUCCAGGGUUCCCCUUGGAUAGCAAGAAGCUAAAAGAGCAGCAGGGAGUGGAGCUGAAAGCCAGCUACCUCAGAGGAGACAAGGUACUCACUCCUCUGGCAGAGGCCAAUGGGACAUCUCGCACAGACGGCAAAUGGCCCCACGAUCAAACCCUCGCUCACAACAAUGGAGUCAAACAUUUGGAUGGUAUUGAGUUGCCAGCAGCACCAAAACUAGACUUUCAGCAGAAGUCCUCGGUGCUGACCCAAUUCCCCUUGCUGGAAAGGAUGAAAGGAAAGACAGCUGAACAGCUGAAGAUCUUGGAGGAGAACUUCCUGAGGAACAGCUUUCCCACACAAAGCGAGGUGGACAAUCUGGCGGGCACCACCCGCCUGUCUCACCAGGAAAUCGACAGCUGGUUUGUGGAGCGCCGUGCACUACGCGAUAACCUGGAACAAGCCCUUCUCAACUCCAUGGGUACUAAGAGAAUGGGCCCCGGUGGCAUCACUGCUAUCACUAAGAAAGGACUAAAUCAACAGCAACACCAAACUCUACAGCUGAAUGGGAUUCACAAGCCAAGCACCGGCAUGGGGCACCUUAAAAGCCCUCUUCCACCCUCGCACGCCAUGCCCAUCAUUGCUCCUGGCACCGUUGCCUCCUCCAUCCCCCACCCGAAUUCCUGCUCAGUGCCUCCUGAUAGCCGAUCCCUGGCACUCCUCAAGGACGAUUUUGCUCAAACGCGGUGGCCUUCCCCUGAGGAGUUCAGCCAGCUGGAGGGUCGGACAGGACUGGCUCGCGCCGACCUCACCCGCUGGUUCAAUGACAGCCGGCUGCAGAGCGGCAGCAUGGAGCUGACGGAACUUUUUCACAACAAUGGAGUGAAUGGAGGGCAGGGGCCGCCCGUGUGCUCUCCUGAAAACGCUCCCCCCAGCAUCAUCCGGCACUGUCAGGAAGGAGUCCUGACAAACAACAGCAACAGUAAGGUGCUGGAGGUUGAGCUGGGCUGGCUAAUGGAGCAGCGCGCUAACAGUCUCACCAGUCAACAGCACGAUGAGCUCCAAGAUGGUUUUGCUGGCAGACUGAGGCAGCAGAACGCGGCGGAGCUGAAGAACGGGGGGCAGAACGGGGGAGUCGUGGGAGCGGCGCGGGAGGUGUUCGGGAGCUGGCUGCAGGAUGGACAGUCGAGGAGAGGACGGGAGCUGCUCCUGGACAGAGAGAGGAAGAUGGCGGAGGACGCGUCCGGGAGGCUGACUGGAUAAACGGUGCGAAUAGGAUUUGCCGCCGCUGCUGCUGGAAACAUACAGGAGGAAGGAAAACGAGGUGGAAGGAGAAAGGAGCAACAAAAGAAGAGUUUUUUUAAUCAUCAGAUAAUGUAUUUUUAUUUUCUUUUAUUUUUUAUCGAUUUUUAUCGCUUGAUUGUCGCAUCCCAGAUCACGCACAACAUCCUCCGCCGUCAAGCCGGAGGCGACGCCGUCGGCGUCUCCACCUGAAGUGACCCCUCCACAGGUGUGACCCUCACAAUGAAGAGAUGAGUUGACGCACUUUCUCCGCGCUGCUUUUACUUUGGCGAGGCGUAAACGCGCUUCCAAAUUAAAAUCAGUGCGAGGAGAAAUUCAGGGUCAGGCUCGUGAAGAUAAUUCAAAUCGUCCUCCCUCACAGUGAAUCUCGCUUCUUUCCUCUCAUUUCUCACAGUAAUGUCAGUUUUAAUAGUAUUACGAUCCAAAACAGAAGCAAAUCUCCAGCUAGUCUACGCAGAGACAAACACCAUCAGAGAUACGGCUUGUAGCCGCGGAGACGCCGUCAUGGUUAAUGAUCAAAGGUACGACAGAGUUCCUUUUAAGGUGGAAUUUGGCUUUUCAUCAGUAGGACGUAGAUCAUGAUGUCACAGGAAGUAGGAUCGACCUUCAGCCAAUCAGAAAGCAGUUUUUGAAUAAUGCAACAGUUUCAUCAGAGCCGUUUGUGCAGAUCUGGGGACAGUUUCUUACUCAUAACAUUUUAUCAUGAAAAUAAGAGCGUACCGCCCCUUUAACAACCACCCCUUUAAGUUUGUUUAUGAACAUUGGGUCCUGAGCUUUUCCUCCUGGUCCGCUGUGUCUCAGUCUCAUACGUCAUCCUGGUACUUCAAUGCAGCAAACAUACCCUUUUUAUUCCAUGCAUUCUUCUACCUGACGCCUACCCACAAUGCAGUGUGACCUCCGCCAGUUAGAGUCUGAGUUUCUGGUGUGUUAUGCUAGUAGCUGCUAACGUAGCGUGGAACCUGCAGACCUCUGGUCAGCUCACUUCUCUGAUGUGUUUCAGUUUCAAACUUGUAGUCGUGACUCAGGUGACAUCACUCGAGGACGUUCGUCAGACCUCACGCUGCUGCCUCUGCAGACGCUAAAGGCUUUACGCUGCUUUAAAACAGCUGCUGUAGUGCUUCCCAACACGUGGACACGCAGGCGGAGGUGAAGUUCCCUGAUAAUUGAAAUGGAGCUCAAAGUGCAAAAUUUAAAUACAGAGUCAGUGUGCACAACACGUCCUGAAAAUCAUUACAGCUGCUGAGCUCACAUGUGAUGGAAACCACGUGACUCGGAAAGUUUCAAGUUCGAAAACUUUCUAAAAUGUUGUUGGAAUCUCGUUUUUUAAGGAUUUCUCCACAUUGCUGAAAUCGUUUCUCGUGACAGAAGCGCCUCUGUUUCUGUGCCGUGUUGCAUUGUGGGGUGAUUGUGUCCUUGAACGCCAGAGUCAAAACUGACCAAUUUGGCAUGCCGGAAUUUUAAAUUAACUUCCUACGUUAUUUUUCCAAUGGGAAUAUGUGAAAUAAUCAAGAAUGAGUAAAACUUAGUGUGUAGUAUGAAACUGGGACACAGUGUUGGUUAGUAAUCAGUCACAGGGCAGCCUGUACGAGUGGUUAAUAGACUAAAUUCCUCAAAUUUAACCUUCAUCUAAUCACUUUUAGAUAUUGAACAUUCUCUGUCAUACAGAAGCCUUCGUUAAUCAUCCCUUUAAGAGGAGGCUUGAUUAGAAUCUAAGUGUGUUUCUGUCCUCCUGCUUUUAUGCACAUUUUCAGAUUGAGCACAAACAAACCUGCGAGAAGAAAAGUGAAAUUAUUGUAUGCAUCCAUAAAUGAUGAUGUGGAUGAAGCACGUAGCUUUAACUUCCUGUGAAGAGCUGAAAACAUCAGGUCUGCGUGAAGCGAUGAGGAGGAGGCUGUAGCCUUCCUCCAUCGUGUUUGACUGCAGCAACAGUUUGACGACACAAGCUGGAGAUUUCAUCCUCCAUCCACAAAUCAUCGGUUCAGGGCUUGGUUCCUGAACCGUAGUGAUCCAAACAGUCUGAACUUUCCCUGAAAGAAGAAGUGAGAUUCAUAACCGGCCCUGAACUUUUCCUUUAAGUCGCUCUGAAGCAAGCAGCGUCCGUAUCGUCUGCUGCGGGGGGGUUAGCAGGUUGUGACGGACGGAUGUUUGUGUCCGAGGUGAUGUUGUGCGUGACCUGCCUUGCCGUGGAGACGGGAGGAGGAGGAGGGUGAACCGGAGCACUGAAUGUGUGCCUGCAGCAGCAGUCUGACUGUACACAGCGAGCGAUCGACCGACAGACAGGGUGGAUUUCAAACAAACAAACAAACACGAAAAAACAACAACAAACAAAAACGCCGAGUGCCAAAGCUGGGAUCUGCUGCAUUCUCACUACACUUUUAAAAAAAGGGUUCUUCUUCUUCUUGUUGUAAAUAGGAUAUAUAUGUUUGUUUGUUUUGUUUUUUCCUGUAUUGCUACAGAUUUGUAAAAUUUUGCGGAAAAAAAUUUUGUUACAUUUUGUAAAAUGGGAGCAAUUCGUCCCCCCCCCCCCGACGCCCUCCUUGUUUUUUGUUUUUAGGCCCCCUCUCUCUCAGUUUCUCUCGGCGC